This is a messenger RNA of Bipolaris maydis ATCC 48331, 1125 nucleotides long. The record is from RefSeq and is a predicted model, not a curated record. Lineage: Eukaryota; Fungi; Ascomycota; Dothideomycetes; Pleosporales; Pleosporaceae.
AUGUUGGCGAGUUCAAUUGUAGCGACAUUGAGCACCUUGCUCCCUGUGCUAUCGAGCGCACAGCGAAUCCGCUCUGAUCCUGGCAUUGCAGGCCCACCACUCGAAAUCGUGCACCUGUACAAUGACCAAUGGCCAACUGGGAUCACUGUCUCCAAAACCGGGCGUAAAUUCUCAAACUACCCUUCUGGCCUGGACCCCAACAACACCAACACGGGCAGCAACGACAAGCACGCCGUAGCAGAAAUCCUAGCCAAUGGAACUGAAAUCCCCUAUCCAAACGUAGACAUCAACAACCCACCCAACGGAGCAAUCAACUACACCGUCUCCCCACCCGUCGGCGCAAACUACCCCAACCACCUCAUCGGCGUCCAAAGCGUAGUACUCGACGCCCAAGACCGCCUCUGGAUCCUCGACACUGGCCGCGCCCUCACCGCGGACGGCACCCUCGUCCCCGCCGCGCCCGGGGGCCCCAAACUCAUCGCCGUCGACCUCUCCAGCAACAGCGUGCUCCAAACCAUCCUCUUCCCGCCCACCGUCGCAUACCCAACCUCGUACCUCAACGACAUCCGGCUCGACCUGCGCCCCAGCCUCAGCGGUACCACCGGAAAAGGCAUAGCCUACAUCACCGAUUCCUCAAGCGAAGGCCGCAACGGCAUCGUCGUCGUCGACCUCGGCUCCGGAGACUCGUGGCGCCGUCUCGACGCCAUCGCAGAGGUACGCGCUGAGCGCGGAUUUGUCCCGUUUGUCUGGGGCCAACCUUUGUAUUACAUUCCCGGCCCCGAUCUGCCUCUUACUACCGUGCCCCUUGGGAGCGACGGCAUCGCCUUGUCCGCGUCGGGCGAGGAUUUGUAUUUCGGGCCUGUGGGCGGCAGAUCGCUGUAUAGUCUUCCUACAGAGCGUUUGCGGGAUAGGAGCGACGGCAGUGCGGAGCUACGGGCGCAGGCGGCGGUGCAGAGGAGGGGGGAGAGGGGCGUGAGUGAUGGGUUUGAGACGGAUACGAAUGGGUUUGUGUAUGUGGGCAAUAUGGAGCAGAAUGAGGUUGGGUUUUAUAAUCCUGAGAAUGCGUCGGUUACGCUGUUUGUGAGGGAUCCGAGGAUUAGCUGGGUGGAUACUACUUGCGUUUAG